This is a messenger RNA of Sardina pilchardus (European sardine), 1417 nucleotides long. It is a transcript of the gene dusp19b, whose product is annotated as dual specificity phosphatase 19b. The record is from RefSeq and is a predicted model, not a curated record. Gene Ontology annotation, biological process: protein dephosphorylation; regulation of MAP kinase activity. Bases 112 to 711 code for a protein of 199 amino acids. The transcript is spliced from 4 exons. Gene Ontology annotation, cellular component: cytoplasm. Lineage: Eukaryota; Metazoa; Chordata; Actinopteri; Clupeiformes; Clupeidae. Gene Ontology annotation, molecular function: JUN kinase phosphatase activity.
UUGACUAUCGUUGUGCAUAUUUUCACGGACAGCAGUGGUUGGUUUUGGGUUUUCCUCUCAAAUCAUAACGUCAAAUCAGAAGGAUAGGUCCGUUCAAAUAUUGUCGUAAUUAUGAAUUCGCUAGCUAGUGAAAUUCAGGGAUUUUCCAAAUCACAUCUUAAGAAACAGUCUACGAGAGUGACAACAGUAACAGGAAGACAAUUAAUAGAAACUCGGAGCGGCUCCUCAGUCCAAGUUACAGAAUGCUCUCCUGAGACAGCCUUCGGGUUUGUCCAGGACUUGAGUGAAGACCUACAAGUUGGUGUAAUCAAACCAUAUAUUUUGCUCUCGUCCCAAGAUGCUGCUCAAGAUAUUGAUACGUUGAGAAAAUACAAGGUGACCCACAUCCUAAAUGUAGCCUAUGGAGUGGAGAAUGCCUUUCCUGACUUAUUCCACUGUAAAACCGUUACAGUGCUUGAUGUCCCUGAGACUGACAUCACAUCGUAUUUCCCAGAGUGCUUUGCCUUCAUAGACCAAGCCAGAAACCAGGGAGGUGUGGCGUUAGUCCACUGCAAUGCUGGAGUGUCCCGCUCGGCCUCGGUGGCGAUCGCGUACCUGAUGUCUCGGGACACGCUCCCGUUCCAGGAGGCCUUUGAUGCUGUGAAAGCCGCACGCCCGUCGGUCUGCCCCAACCCCGGCUUCCUCACGCAGCUGAAGAGCUACACGCCCUGAGUUACAGCGGGGUACACCAGGCAUGCUGAAGAGCUACACGCCCUGAGUUACAGCGGGGUACACCAGGCAUGCUGAAGAGCUACACGCCCUGAGUUACAGCGGGGUACACCAGGCAUGUAAACUGAUGCACUCCAUUCAUGGAGUGUGCUGCAACGAUUCACUACAAUAUACACAGUAUGUGGAAGUGGCUACACCAGACAUGAUACUGACACAUUACAUAGAAAAAACUAGACCAGUCUUGUCAACAUUUUUUUCACGUUCUGAUAAGGAAACGCUUUGGAUGCCCACCUAUAUUAGCUCCCCUUUGUACUGUGGCGUACCUACAGCCCACCUGGGGAAGGCAACCUGUGCAGUGCAGGGCUGAGCUGGAACCAGGUAACAUGCACAUCCUGAGAGACUCAUUGAGCAGCUACCAUUGUUUACCAGAUUUUUGACCAGUCUCUCUAUCUGUUACCAUGACGGUCACUCAACAAUGCCAUCAAGACAAACUUUUGUUUUUAACCCUUGCCUUUCACCUCAGUGUUUGUGUGUGUGUGUGGGGAGAGAAAAAGGGGUUAUAAUUUGGUCCUGCUUUUUGCGUGAUUGUGUCUGCUCGUGUAUCUUAGAUAUGCUGCUUUCGCAUCACGUUGUGCCAUAAUAUUUAUGUAUGUUUCUGCAUUUAUUUGUCAACAGAUUUUGCACUGAAAUAAAAAAGACCUUUUUUUGU